Odontomachus brunneus is the source of this 1214-nucleotide messenger RNA. RefSeq names its product lipopolysaccharide-induced tumor necrosis factor-alpha factor homolog. The record is from RefSeq and is a predicted model, not a curated record. The transcript is spliced from 4 exons. Lineage: Eukaryota; Metazoa; Arthropoda; Insecta; Hymenoptera; Formicidae. Gene Ontology annotation, molecular function: zinc ion binding. The coding region runs from base 186 to 515 and encodes 109 amino acids.
CACGUGCACUCCCACUCACGACGCGCCAUCAAGAAACCGGUGUGUGGAACCGACGGAAGCUACAUGUAUAGCAAGAGACGGUCCCGGUAGUGCGUUUUUGGUGUCGCGACGUGAACACUGGUGCAUCGGCGUUCUGCAACGUGCGAUAUUCUACAUUUGGCGCAACAGACGAUAGACAGAAGACAAUGGACAAGAAUACGCAACCGCCAGCACCCGGUUUCGUGCCGCCACCCCCUUACGACGCACAGCAGCAGCAGCAGCCAGUGCAACAUGUUAUCGUAGUGUCGGGAGGAUUCGGCCCAGAAACGCAGCGCAUGACCUGUCCACAGUGUCACGCUAACAUAUCCACACGGGUGGAGUCGGAAGCGAACACGAAAACACAUCUGAUGGCGCUACUCCUCUGUAUCUUUGGAUUAUGGUGUUGCGCACCAUGUCCUUACUGUAUGGACACUUGCUUAGUUAAGAAGCAUUAUUGUCCAGCCUGCACCGCUUAUCUCGGAGUGUCUGACAAUUAAUCUAUCUUAGCUGCGAUAAGAAUACAAAGAAGAGACUGGAGCAUCGCGUUACAAUCGAUCGCGCUGUACAUAGCAUACGUGGCUGAUAUUGUGGUUUGAUCCAAUACACCGCAAGUAAGAACAGCAGAGUUACAUCCAUGCCUGAGACAGCUGCACUUUUGUUUCUUCUGUAUAUACAUAUAUAAGUUCACACGGAGAGAACGAUGUGUAUAAAAUUCAAUUUUCGUUUCUUAUUUUCUUAUAUAAUGGUUAUUCGAUAGUAAAAAUUGUAUGUAAGUCAUUAUAUUAUAUCAUUCAUGUAUUAUUCGCAAGAUUUCCGUUUAAUACAAUACGUGUAAAUGUGUAAUAGUAGAAAGUCGUAUAAUCGUUUUUAUAUAAAGCGAUACUGAGACACUUCACUUUCACGUACCUGUAAUUAUGUUCCGUGAGCGAAACUAUUACAAAAUGUUAUUAAUGUAUAUUCGAUCCACAAAAUUACACAUUUAUACAUAUGUUUUUCACUCGCACGUCAAAUACAUAUAAGUACGGAACUAUAUAAUUGUUUAACCUUGUUUUUUUUGUAUUUAAGAACAUCCUGCCUUCAUUCUGUAAUAACUUUCUUUUGCUCUUAGUUUAUAUUUCUAAAUGUAACAAGAAUUUAGGUAUCGAUAACAAAAUUUCUUAAAAGCUAUAAACAAAAGUUACCAGAAUUUUUUAAAU